Lathyrus sativus (Indian pea) is the source of this 2622-nucleotide messenger RNA. NCBI's taxonomy places the organism in Eukaryota, Viridiplantae, Streptophyta, Magnoliopsida, Fabales, Fabaceae. The record is from the annotation of a GenBank genome assembly.
AUGGCGGCGUCGCAGUCUUCCUCCGCCGCGGGCAACACCAACAUCAUGCUAGCAAUCUUCGAGAAGAAAACAAACACCGUAGAUCUCUAUCGUCCACUUCGCAACUUCAUCGCCUUUCACUACUCCGAACGCGAGGCACAAAACCUCGAAGACGAUCUUCAAACCCUAAAACAACUCCGUUCCGACAUCGAACGUCACUCCGAUCCGUCUCUCCCCGCGCGCCGUGACCUUUUCGUAACCUAUUUCAAAGCUCUCUGUCAAGUCGAAACCCGGUUCCCGAUCUCACCGGAGCCUGAACACGUUAACGCGCUCACCUUCGUUUGGUUCGAUGCUUUCAAAUCGAAGCUUAAAGCCUCUCAGCAGAAUAUUCAUCUCGAGAAAGGCUCUGUGUUGUUCAAUUUGGGGGCGGUUUAUAGUCAGAUUGGUUUGUCCUUUGAUCGAAACACUGUUGAUGGACGGCGGCAGGCCUCUCAUGCCUUUAUGGGUGCUGCUGGCUCGUUUGCAUUCCUUAGAGAUAAUGCCUCUUUGAAAAUCUCGGUUGGAAGUUCCACCACGCUUGACUUGUCUGCCGAGUGCGCCGGAAUGUUGGAGAAGCUUAUGCUUGCUCAGGCUCAGGAGUGUGUCUUUGAAAACACCAUUGCAAAAGGAAGCACCCCUGGUGUUUGUGCGAAGAUCUCUAGGCAGGUUGGGCUAUAUUAUGAGGAAGCAUUGGCUGCACUGAAUGUUGCACCUUUAAAUCAGCAUUUUGAUAAGUCUUGGAUAGUUCAUGUACAGUUGAAAGCAGCUAUAUUCUAUGCAGAAGCUUGUUAUAGGUAUGGAUUAGAGCUGCAUGAGAAAGAGGAAAUAGCGGAGGAGAUAGCGCGGCUGAAGAGUGCUGUUAGUGUGCUUGCUGAAGCGAAGAAAAACUCCAGAGGUGCUGCAGCGCAGCUUCUUGAUGCAAUUACCAAGUUAGAGGCUAAUAUUAACAGAAACCUUGAAAGGGCUGUCAAGGAGAAUGAUAGGGUUUACUUGAUGAGAGUUCCUUCUCCUAGUUCACUGUCACCUCUUCCGGCAUUUGCUUUGGUGAAACCGAUGGUCAUGAGUGAGGUUCUGGAUGCGAGUAAAGAGAAAAUGUUUACAAGUCUUGUUCCUGACAAUAGUGCCAAGGCUCUCUCAAGGUACACUGAAAUGGUUGAUCACAUUAUAAGAACACAGGCUGAGAAGUUGCAGCAAGCUAGCGAGCUUACCCGAGUUAGGCUUAAGGAAAUGGAAUUGCCUGAUUCUAUUCUUGCUUUGGAAGGAAAUUUUACUCUACCAACAAAUCUCAAAGAUGUCGAGGCUGUGCAGAUCAGUGGGGGACCUGCUGGUUUGGAAGCAGAGUUGCAGCAGCUUAAAGACCUAAGGAGGGUGAAUCAAGAACUGCUGGUUCAAACUGAGGAGCUGUUGCAGAAGGAAGCAAGAGAAGAUUCUCAAUUUAGAAGUCAAUUUGGCACCAAAUGGACUAGGCCUCAGUCAAGCACUUUGACAAAGAACUUAUUAGAUAGACUGAAUAGGUUUGCAGGUAAUUUGAAGCAAGCUUCUGAGAGUGAUGCUAGGAUCGAGCGUUCAGUUAGAGAACACUCAGCACUCAUGGCAAUCCUUGAUGCCCGCCCCAUUGAAUCUGCACUUCCAAGCCUAGCAAGGCCAAUUAUGUCUUUUGAUCAAAAUGAAGAUGCUAUUGUAGGGUCUCUUAAACAAAGCUUGAGGCAACUAGAAACACUAGGAGCUCAAAGAGCUGGUCUUGAAGACAUGCUUAGAGAGAUGAAAAGAAAGGAUGAUAUAUUACCGAAGUUGAUGACAUCCACCGGUUCUUAUGAGGAUCUUUUUAAAACGGAGUUGGCAAAAUAUGACCAUAUUUGUGAAGAAAUAGGUCAAAAUAUUGAGGCACAAGAGCAACUGUUGCUGCAAAUCCAGGCUCAAAAUGAUGAAUUUUCAGUUCUUUUCAAUCUUGAAGAUUACAAAGCUUCACGUGAAAAAUCCUACAAGCAGAUUGAAGCUGCCAUAGCAAAGUUUCGAGAAAUAAAGGACAACAUCAAUGAAGGGUUAAAAUUCUAUGUUACCCUGCAGGAUGCAAUCACAAAUGUUAAGCAGCAGAGCAAUGACUUUGUAAUGACGAGGAACAUCCAGUGCAGGGAAAUGAUUGAAGAUGUUCAGCGACAAGUAGCUGGUCUGAGUUUCCAGGAUAAAAACUCAGGUGGAUUUAACAACUACCCUCCAGUGGGAAACCAAAAUCAAAGACCAAAUACACAAACAGAUCCUCGUCACCAAACACCGUAUUAUCAGCAAUCUGAGCAGCCACCAGUUCCUUCCUAUGGUCACCCCCCUCCUCCUUAUGCCUCAUCACAUCAUCAGUCUCCUCCUCCAUACCAAAUUCCACCAUCAUCAGCCUCACCAUACCCACCUCCUCAGGUUCAUCAGCAGCCACCACCAAACCAUGAUUAUGGCCAACCUGCAUAUCCCGGAUGGCGUGGUCAAUACUACAAUGCGCACACACACCCACAACAACAACAACCACAACAGCCUGGUUCUGGUCCUCGGCCUCCUUAUACCAUUCCAUCUCCAUAUCCUCCACCUCACCAAGGCGGCUAUUAUAAGCCGCAAUAG